AUGGAUUCAAAUUUCUAUCAUGUCGCACACAAAGGUUUCAUGAUUGAUAUUGUAGAUCGGGAAUGGGCAAUGGAUGUUCUGCCCAAUGAUGAUGUCAUGAUUGUGAGUGCGAGCAUGGAGCAAUCCAGAAAGAAUCCGAUUCAAAACACUCUUUCUCAACUUACUAACAACCAUCCUAGUCUUGCGGUGCAUCCAUUAUUUCUAGAGGAAGGAGGUGCAGGAAUAGCAGACUUGAAGGAUAAUUCAUUAUUGUUAGGUGAGAAUGGUUUGGUUUCUGGAUUGGAACGAUUGCCAAAUGAUUUCGGAAAGAUGAAUGAGUGGAAUGAUUUGAAUUUGUACAGUUUAAUUCGAGAGGAUAGUGAUGAUAUUUAA
Molecule: messenger RNA, 372 nt
Organism: Naegleria lovaniensis
Lineage: Eukaryota; Heterolobosea; Eutetramitea; Acrasida; Naegleriidae
Exons: 1
Coding region: 1-372 (123 amino acids)
Cellular component (GO): anaphase-promoting complex
Source: RefSeq, a predicted model, not a curated record